GUGACAAAUGUUUUAUGUAUUGAAUAUCGAUUUUUAUUUACUUUCAGAUUUCGUAUAAGAAAAUUAUAACAAAAACUGUGUUAAAAUGGCUAACGACACACCUGAAAGUGAUUUCUCAAUAGAAUGCUUUCAAAACUACUCGGCUCCGGAGGUAUUUGUGCAAGGAUUGGCAGGAAUGGUAAACCAGAACGAUGUGGAAACCGUUAUUAGAGCUCAGAAAAAUAUGUUGCAACGUUUUGAGAAGACAACGGAAAUGUUAACAAACUGCAACCAGUUGUCUGCCAGCCGUCUCCGAGCAGCCUCCACCGAGUUUAAGAAGCACACACAACUACUCCUUGAGAUGAGAAAGGAUCUGGAGUUUAUAUUCAAAAAGAUUAGAGCUAUUAAGACUAAACUAAGUACACAAUACCCUGAAGCCUACAAGUCAGCAGUAGCAGCAUCAAUAGCCAACAGAAGACCAGCAGAUGAUGAUGAUGAUGAAGACUUCAAGGCUUCGGAGACCAGACCAGAAUCGAAAAUGGUGGCAACCGUCUCUACAGAAACACUAAAACCUACCACCAGUGAUACUGGCAAGAAAUCAAAGAAAAAAGAUUUGACUAGUGAUGAGAGUAACAAUAAUAAGGACACUAGUGUUGCCAGUGAAGAAAAUCCUAAAACUGUCGGUAGAAAAGUGAAAAGAAAUAGUAGUUCUUCGGAGACAGAGAGUGCAAGUUCUGGUGAUGAUAGCAGUACCGAUACAGGCUGAAAAGAACCCUCUUGUACAAAUAUUUAUGAAAAUAUUAUUUAAUCAUGUCUAAGGUUUAGCUUAUUGCCACACCUAACUAUGUUACUCAUACACAUCCAAAGAUAAGCUAAAAAAAAUUGAAUUAUUAUGAGUUCUGCAGUCAUUUAUACUAGCUUUAGUAUACAGUAGAUUAUAUGUAGAAUGUGUAUGCUUCUUACAACUCCUGACACAGGAGACAAACCUAGUGUGGGACAUUUUAUAAUAAAUUAAGGCAGGUGCUUUAAAAACCUUUGGUAAAAUGAUUAAGUUGGGGUUCUUCAAGAGGGGAGUGAAUAGGUUUCUUAAGGGUCGGCAAGACGCAUGUAAUGCCCCAAGUGUUGCA
Spodoptera litura is the source of this 1106-nucleotide messenger RNA. Its product is annotated as kxDL motif-containing protein CG10681. Gene Ontology annotation, biological process: lysosome localization. NCBI's taxonomy places the organism in Eukaryota, Metazoa, Arthropoda, Insecta, Lepidoptera, Noctuidae. The record is from RefSeq and is a predicted model, not a curated record. Gene Ontology annotation, cellular component: BORC complex.